Molecule: messenger RNA, 1981 nt
Organism: Amphimedon queenslandica
Lineage: Eukaryota; Metazoa; Porifera; Demospongiae; Haplosclerida; Niphatidae
Product: E3 ubiquitin-protein ligase Zswim2-like
Exons: 10
Coding region: 21-1910 (629 amino acids)
Molecular function (GO): zinc ion binding; ubiquitin protein ligase activity
Source: RefSeq, a predicted model, not a curated record
CCAUAGUUACACGAUAUUGGAUGCUCGAUCGAGGGUGCAUGAUGUCUCGCGGUGUUUCUUUGAGGAGAAUGUGCAGCUACAUAGUGAGCCAGAGGAUAGAGGAGGCUCUUAGCGCUACAGUCUAUAUAGUGCAUCAAGCAGGACCCACAGGGUUUGUCCUAAAACAAGGAGAAAGUAAAUACAAGGUCUUCCUGGGAAGUUUGCAUACCUGCACAUGCUCUGUGUAUAGAAAAGAAAAAGAGCUUUGCAUUCAUAUAUUAUGGUUGUUACUGAAGAAAUUUCGAAUACCCAAAAAUCAUUCAGUAAUAUUUCAACUCGGACUUGUCGAACGAGAGAUACAGGAAAUUCUCAAUGGGUAUUUGACUUUUCAAGAUCCAAAGACGCACGACAGGGUCUCAGAAUCAGGAUCAUGUGACAGACGGCCAAUAUCCCUUGGGGAUGUCUGCCCAAUAUGUCAGAAUGACUUGCUGGGAAGACCACAGAAACUUAGCUAUUGCAAGUAUGGAUGUGGAAAGAGCGUGCACUUAAAAUGUGUCAAGUUGUGGGCAGAGCAUCAAAAAUCUCAAGGCGAGAGGGCAAUUAUUUGCCCUCUCUGCAGGGAAAAAUUUAGCACAUUUGAAGAGUUACGGAAAGAGCUCUAUACCAAAGGAAACUGGUCAGCCAAAGAACCUUUGCAUUAUGGAAUUACAUGCAGCCAAUGUGGUAUUUGCCCAAUACCAGGGAAAUGCUACAAGUGCAUGUCUUGCAGAAGCUACUACCUCUGCAAUAGCUGUUUUACUUCUAAUCAUCAUUCUGUGCAUAACUUUCACUUUCAACUGAAACCAGGAGAAGUAUGGAGGACAGCAACACGUGGUACCACAGACAUCACAGAUGAUAAUCCUUCCCCACGGGCACUGCCCCAGUCUCUCAUUAAUGAUCUCCAAAUGAGAGAACUGAGUGCUAGUGAUUAUGACUUACUUUUAUCGUUAGACUCAAACAAUGCUGACGAUGUUCAAGCCAUGACUGCUUCAUCUCAGCUCCCACAAAUCCCACCUCCUUCUGCUCCUCGCCACUUACCAAACCAGUUUAGAACAGAACCACUUGAUCACGACCACCCUCUCCUCAUUUCAGAGGCAUCUUGUCAAAUAUGCUGUGGGCAGUUCCAGCGUGGAGAAUGGAUAAGAAAACUUCCCUGCAAGCACCAGUUUCACAGAGGUUGCAUUGAUACCUGGUUAAAUGAAGAGGGGCAUGUAACUUGUCCAGUUGAUGGAAAGAACCUUUACAAUAGCACAGAAGAAGCAGUACAUCAUCAUCAUCAAAGGAAACGCUGUUCACAUACUAAACUCAUUUCAGGGACACGUAGGACUGGACACAUUUAUAGCAGACAAGCCUCGGGGACACAAAGUCCACCAAUGGAGCUAGGGAUUCUAGGGCAUAGCCUAACUACGAGUAAUGGAGACCAAAACAGGCCUUGUGAAAACAUACCAAAUGCCCACCGGACGCUGACUGCAAUACGGAAAGGCAGUGCAAUACAGCAGUUGAGGAGUGCAGCCCAUCAUGGUAGAAGUAACACUGCUUACUUUGACCUACAUGUAACUCCCAUAUUUGGAAGUCAAAAUAGCAUAGACUCUCCUCACGGGAGCUCCCCUCCUCUCCUUCAAACAGGGCCUGUUCCUUUUAGUGGAAGAACAGGAAGGAGAAGUCUUGAUGCUAGCACUGAGGGAAGACGCACAACAAGAAAGCAGCACCAUGGAUUGAUCGGUAUUCCGACUUUUACGAAACCUUCAAGCAGUGUCACGAAAAGAAACAACAGCAGCAAGCUGCCUAAGAUUGCACAGAACAGAGUCGAUGUCAAUUCAGUUCUUAGAGUCUCAUCAAUCUCAACUUCACUGCCUCCAAUUUUCUCUGGUCACAAUAACAUAUGUAACUAACACACACAUAAUUUAUUAUACAUGUACAUUGAAUUAUUUACAUUUUCAAACGCCUGUUUCACCACAUCAUA